Molecule: messenger RNA, 228 nt
Organism: Colletotrichum orchidophilum
Lineage: Eukaryota; Fungi; Ascomycota; Sordariomycetes; Glomerellales; Glomerellaceae
Exons: 1
Coding region: 1-228 (75 amino acids)
Source: RefSeq, a predicted model, not a curated record
AUGCUGAUGCGAGUCGACACGAUGCUCUGUGCAGCGUGCAGCGCAUCUGUCUCAUGCCGCAGACAUUCUCCGUCGACCGACCCCUAUGGCCAAUCGCCGUUUCCGUUCCCGUUCACGUACCUGAUCCAGUCCGCCUUCGGUUUGGCCAAGGAACGACAGAACGGAUGGACUGGUCGAGAUGAAAUCGGAGGGCAUCAGACCCUGUUUCGCUGGAAACGGCUGCAUUAA